Messenger RNA from Lachnellula hyalina, 2484 nucleotides. RefSeq names its product putative aconitate hydratase. NCBI's taxonomy places the organism in Eukaryota, Fungi, Ascomycota, Leotiomycetes, Helotiales, Lachnaceae. The record is from RefSeq and is a predicted model, not a curated record. The transcript has 4 exons. The coding region runs from base 1 to 2484 and encodes 827 amino acids.
AUGACAAGUGAUUCACUUUUCCAAAUUGCCGUCACGGAUAAUGACGAAGGCCAUGUUCUGGGAAAUACGUUUCUUACUCAAGUUUCGGGGCUCUUGAAACAGAUACGCGGGGUUAACAUUGCGGUCGUCAACUCCAAUACGCCUAGUCAGUUUUCUAUACCUGCCUCCGGUUCCAUAUUCCAAGUGCUUUCGACGCUUUGCACCGCAUUAUCAACGACAUCAAGACACCGUGAAGCCGAAACAUUCAAGUACGUGCUAGCAAAAUGCAUGGAUUCGAAAGCGUUUGGUGGGCUUGGGUUCAGCAAGCAGUCAAUCGUGGAGGAAGAAGAUCGCAGCAACGCCUUGUUUCUUGUCGAGGUGUGGCUUGAGGCCUUGAACUCGCAAGACCGGGUCAAUGAUAGUCCCUCGACCAUAGCAACGAAAUCCCAUAGAACGAAGCCGAUGACUCUAUCUGAGAAGAUAUUUGCACAUCACACUAUUGGGGGUUGCCCAGUAGAGGGCUUGAAAGCAGGAGAUGUGGUUCGUGUUUCUAUCGACUGGGUCAUUGCAUCAGAACUUACAUGGACGUAUAUGUACAGAACCAUGGAAGAGAUCGGAGCUGAGAAGAUUUGGCGUAAUGACAGGUUCUGGCUUGCAGGCGAUCACGUUGUGGACCCACGAGUCUACAAACAACCCAAAGUCAAAGCCUUGAUCCAGGCAGUUGAAAAGGCCAACAAGGAUUACAAAAUGACUGAUUACCAAGGUCUGAAUUAUACAAUCAUGCACACCGAGUUCGUGCGUGAGCGUGUUGAGCCCGGUAUGUUGAUUCUCGGGGCUGACUCGCAUACGUGUUCGUCUGGUGCAGUUGGAUGUCUGGCUAUUGGUUUAGGAGCCGGAGAUGUAGGUAUGGGACUUGUGACGGGCGAGACGUGGAUGAAAAUCCCCGAGUGUAUCUUGAUUACGUUUACUGGAAAACCGGCAUUCGGCAUGGGUGGGAAAGAUGUCAUUCUAUAUAUCCUGAAGGAGCUGAAGAGAAACACUGUCGCUGCUGAUCGAAUCGUUGAGUUUUCCGGGGAUGGAUUGAAAUAUCUUUCCUGUGAUGCCAGGUUCGCUAUCGCGAAUAUGUGUGCUGAGCUCGGGGCCGUGUCUGGUAUCUUCGCAGCGGAUGAGAUAACUUACGACUAUGUCUCUCGACGUCGCCAGAAGACACAUCGCUCACACUCUCUUUACUUUCAAGCUGAUGCCGAGGCCGUAUACGCUGGUAAAUACACUAUCGAUCUGUCCAAGAUUGAGUCAUUCAUUGCUCUCUAUCCAGCUCCCGACAACGUUGUACCAGUAUCUGAGAAAAAGGAUAUGCACCUGGAUGGGGUGUUCAUUGGAGCUUGUACGACAACAGAGGAAGACCUAGUGCUCGCAGCGCUAGUACUACAAGUUGGGUUAAAGAAAGGCCUUCCACAAGCUAAAGGCCGCAAGCACGUCGCGCCAGGAUCCCUACCCAUUGUAGAGAAACUGCGAUCCCUCGGCCUUCUCGAAGUCUAUGAAGCAGCCGGGUUCACAAGAAGCCCGCCAGGCUGCAGUUUCUGCGUUGGGAUGGGUUCUGAUAAAGCAGGAGAGGGCGAGACAUGGCUCAGUUCGCAAAAUCGAAACUUCAAGCAUCGUAUGGGGAAAAACGCACUCGGCAGUAUCACUUCUGCCAUUGUCGUAGCGGCAUCCAGUUUCAGUAUGACUGUUACAGAUCCUGCUUCAUUCCUUGCCGAUAUGGACGUCGACUUCUUCCGGAGCUAUAGAAGUCUCUCAGAGUCGAUAUUGAAGCCUGUGCUAUAUGUAGAACCACAUACUGGGCCUCUAGAGCUACCAUCAGCCAAUCCAGUCCAAGCAAUCCCUAAACGUACAGAGGAAUUCCGGCCACUUGAAAAGAUUAGUAGUAAAAUCGUCGUCUUGGGGGAUUUUAUUGAUACCGAUGCUAUCGCACCCUCCGAGUUCCUCGUCGGACCAGUCCCAGAUGAAGAACUGGGAUUACACUGUCUCCAGUACACGCACCCAGAUUUCCGUGAAAAGGUCAAGAACGGCCAACGCAUCGUCGUGGCGGGAAAGGCAUUUGGCUGCGGUUCUUCACGCCAACAUGCUGUCGGCUGUCUCAGUGGAGCUGGUGUACAAGCCGUAAUCGCCCGUUCCUUCUCCUUCAUCUACGGCCGCAACCAGCCCACGCUCGGCCUCUUAGGAAUCACCAUUUCCGACGAAGCCUUUUUCACCGCCGCUACGGAGAACGCUGACAUUGAGAUUGAUGUGCCCAAGAGAAAGAUCUUCGUCUCUGGUCAGGAGUUCGGUUUCGUUCUGGCGGAUAUGGAGUAUCGGUUGACGAUGAAUAAGGGUAUGAAUGAGGCGUAUAAGAAGUUCGGGACUGCGAUUUGGGAGAAAUUGACGGAGAAGAGUAUAGAGUCGAAUAUUGAUUUGGGAGGCGUGGAACAGGAGAUGCAACCUCUUGAUAAUCGGUUGAAGUGGUAG